Molecule: messenger RNA, 909 nt
Organism: Zasmidium cellare ATCC 36951
Lineage: Eukaryota; Fungi; Ascomycota; Dothideomycetes; Mycosphaerellales; Mycosphaerellaceae
Exons: 3
Coding region: 1-909 (302 amino acids)
Molecular function (GO): protein binding
Source: RefSeq, a predicted model, not a curated record
AUGGCUCUGUCGCCAAUCAAUCACCAAGAGCCAACUGCUCAAAAUGAGUUGAUGACCGCACUUUCGGCGUUGCAUCUCGGCGGUAAAUACAGCGACCUCACGAUCACUUGCAACUACAGGCAAUGGGCCUGUCACCGAGCCAUUGUCUGCUCGAGAAGCGGGUUCUUCGAUGGAGCCUGUUCGCACCAGUUCCGCGAAAGCCAGACGGGCGUUAUCGAUCUCAGCGAAGACGAUGAAGAGGCUGUGGAACAGAUGAUACAUUACUUCUACCACCUCGACUAUCUCAACGAGCAGCCCGAGCAAGCACCGUCGGCGAUGUUCAGACAUCGAGCCUAUUCUGACGCACGCAAGAAGGCAACCAAGAAGCUCGAUUUGACUCAGAUCCAAGAUCCUCUCCUUGCGCAAGCUGGAUUUUACAACACUCCAGACUCCCCGGCAACUCCACCAGGAUCGUCGCACGGCGAUGGACGAUCGAGCUUCGAUUUCGCAGACAAGGCACCACGAUCACCACCAAAGGCACGCUCUGGAACUCCUCCACUUGAGGCUGAUUUGGGAAGUGAUGAGGAGUAUGAGGAGGAUUACGAAUCGACUGAAUCCGAAUCACACCUUCUCCUGCACACACAGGUGUACGCACUUGCAGAGAAGUACGACAUCCCAAGUCUCAAGCAACUCGCAAAGAGGAAGUUUGAGAUGGCAGUUGCUUGCUACUACGACGCGCCCGAGCUUGCAGAUGCCAUUGAAUUCGUCUACACUUCGACGAUCGAUUCCGACCGAGGACUACGGGACGUUGUUCUGCAACUCUUCAGGAGCCAUCCUCAGUUGGCAAACACUCAAGACAUCUUCGCCGUCAUCAAGGAGACACCCACUUUGGCACUCGACCUAUGGAAAGUGGAGAGAGGACUUCUUUGA